Molecule: messenger RNA, 1059 nt
Organism: Hevea brasiliensis (rubber tree)
Lineage: Eukaryota; Viridiplantae; Streptophyta; Magnoliopsida; Malpighiales; Euphorbiaceae
Product: elongation of fatty acids protein 3-like
Exons: 2
Coding region: 168-986 (272 amino acids)
Biological process (GO): sphingolipid biosynthetic process; very long-chain fatty acid biosynthetic process; fatty acid elongation, saturated fatty acid
Cellular component (GO): endoplasmic reticulum membrane
Molecular function (GO): fatty acid elongase activity
Source: RefSeq, a predicted model, not a curated record
UUUGCCUAAAAUGUUUAACCACACUCUACAGUUCACCUAAAAAAGAUAACACACCAUAUCUUAAAAUCCCAUUUCUAUAACCCUCCACCCUUCCAUAACCUUUCCCUCUGAAUCCCAUUCCCACCACCUCCCUCCUCCACCCACCACCACUUCUUAGCCCCAAGAAAAUGAACUCAAUCCUCUCUACUCUCCAAUACUGGUUAGUGAACCACCCUUCAAUCCUCCACUUCUCAUGGACCCCAGGACACACCCUCGGCUCCACCCCUCAAUUCCUCUUCUUCACAAUCCUCACCUAUCUUUCCCUCACUUUCCUCCUCUCCUAUUUUUCCUUCCCUAGUUCCCUUGGAUCCCACAUUCUAAAACCACUCUCUGCCAUCCAUAGCCUCACUCUUUUCCUCCUUUCCUUCAUCAUGGCCCUUGGUUGCACCUUAUCCAUCAUCUUCCACACUCCUCAUCUCCAACACAUUAUUUGCUUCCCUCCUCACGUUUCACCAUCUGGGCCCCUCUUUUUCUGGGCCUACAUCUUCUACCUCUCGAAAAUUCUUGAAUUCUUGGAUACCCUUUUGAUCAUUCUCAGUAAUUCAAUUCAAAGGUUGACAUUUCUCCACGUCUACCAUCAUGCUACUGUGGUUAUUAUGUGUUAUUUGUGGCUUAAUACUUGCCAAUCUUUGUUCCCUGUCGCUUUGGUGACUAAUGCAAUUGUUCAUGUGCUGAUGUACUAUUACUAUCUAUGGUGUGCAAUGGGUGUGCGACCCAAGUGGAAAAGAUUGGUCACUGAUUGCCAGAUUGUGCAAUUCGUGUUUAGUUUUGGAAUUUCUGGUUUGAUGCUGUACUACCAUUUCACUGGAUUAGGUUGCUCUGGAAUAUGGGCUUGGUGCUUCAAUGCUGUUUUCAACGCUUCCCUUUUGGUUCUUUUUAUUGACUUUCAUGGGAAGAGCUAUGCCAAGAAGAAGAAGAUGCAUCAUGAUAAAGAUAAACGGCCAUGAUUUGAAGGAGAAAGAAAGGCAAUAUAUAUCUAAGCAUGGAAUAUCAUCAAGAUACAUUAUAUAUUUUGUUCGA